Messenger RNA from Actinia tenebrosa (Australian red waratah sea anemone), 11390 nucleotides. Its product is annotated as WD repeat and FYVE domain-containing protein 3. Gene Ontology annotation, molecular function: metal ion binding; protein binding. NCBI's taxonomy places the organism in Eukaryota, Metazoa, Cnidaria, Anthozoa, Actiniaria, Actiniidae. The record is from RefSeq and is a predicted model, not a curated record.
AUGGAGGAACGGAAAGUUGAAGGGAUUCUAUCAAAAUAUUGUCUUUUUUAACCAUGUAAAAACCAUUUUCGACUCAUAAUACCAAUAUGAAAGGAUUAGGCUAGCUAUAUUCUACCUGCAGUUCAAGGGUUUUGGGGAUCUAAGAUGAAUCUUGUGAGAAAACUGGUUGGGAUUAGGACGAGACCAGGCAGUGAUUUGGUCUCUCAAUCCAACCAAGAUGACGAGCUUUGUCUCCGACAUUUGAGAAAACUCUUCAUGGAAUUCCGUCAUUCCCCGACACCAAUGACUGUCAAGGAUCAAGAAAAUGCCUUGUUCCGUAUGCUACCUUUGUUCUGUAAGAUUUUCUCGAACGCUAAUCCAAGUGCUUUAACGGAAAAAUUUGGCGACGUUUGCCAGUUCGCAGCUCAUGUUUCACAACUCAUGGUGCGAGAGAUACGAAAACGAGCUUCAAAUCGAAACCACGAAGUUGCGAGUAAAGCGGUUAUGGACUUCUUACUCUCUGAUUCGGUAGAGGAAACCGGUUCGGGAUGGAAAUUAUUGGCUAGUUUAAACAUUUUAGCUGGAGGAGAGACUCCUGUAUUGGAAUGUAUGGUUGCCGCAAAUCUUCCUUCUACGAUGGUCAAAUGUCUUUGGCUUUUUUAUGAACUUCCAUCUGUCAAAGAAAUAAAUGAAAAAUCUAUAGAAGACCAGUUACAGGAUCUCGAAAUCGUACAGAAAGUCUAUACGCAGAUUUUAGUKAAGCUUUGUCAUUCUCCUGCGACGUCAAAUGAACUUGUCAACACGGAUGACUUGUCGAUACUGUUUUCUGCUAUCUCGUGUCCUUGUACCAAAAAGCACAACAUCGGUUGGAGAAGUUGUGUGUCUGAGAUUCUGAUGACUGUUACAAGAUAUGGAUUGAAUAAAGAGGUCAUCAACUACAUUCAUGGCAAAUCCUGUGUUUCCAACUGUCUAGAAAACAUGAAGAGAAUCCAGCGAGUGAAUCCUUUAGAACUCGUUGAAAUGAUGGUCACAUUUGUGUGUUGUCUGAAAGACUCCAGUGAAAUAUCACACCUCCUCCUUGCUGAUUUCAGAAGCUGUGGAGGUUAUUUAUUCUUAUAUGAACUCUUAUUAAUAUUAGCGGAAAUUGAGAGUGAAGAUGCUCGGGAAGCAAGCCGUAAUGUUGCCUUACUUGUGUCUUCAUUAGUCAUGGUGGGUCAUAUAAAUAUUCAGCCUCUGAUCAGUAUUGGAACACCAUUUCAGGAUCCUUCUUUUGUGAUUCCAGAGCCUUCAGGUGGAGGAGUAAGUGUAAAAAAUGUUGAAGCAUUCCAUGUUCUGCAAAAAGUUUUUUUGAAGACAUCAGACAAGCUUCUUUGUUUGAAUAUUUUGGACUGUAUCAGCAACAUCUACAGGUCAGAUAAUGCCAACUACUUCAUUCUUGAGCCACAGCACACAAUAUCAUUAUUCAUAGACAGCAUUCCAGAUAAGGAAACCCAGGUGCAAGAGAAAGUCUUCAAGCUGUUGGAUUUUGUCAUCUGUAAUUUGAACUGGGUACCCUGUCCUGAACUUAUGUCUGUCAGUAUUUUAUUCAAAAACAGAGGCCCCUGUGAUUGCCACCAAGUAGCUCUGUCUUUUCUCAUUCGCAUCCUGAGUUUCAACCCCAAGUACRAAGAUAUCUUCCGUGAGGUUGGUAUUCUGGAGGUGCUUACCAACUGCCUGAAAGAUUAUGCUGCUGUCUUGAAAGAAAAUGAUGAGACAUUUAAACAGCCAUCAACACCCAAUGAGGAUCUAAAUAAAACAGAAGAAGACCAAGAAGAAGUGUUUGUUACAGAAUCCACCCCGAAUGAUUACCCCUUCCUACUGAUGGGAUGUCUACGGCUCUUGCUGGAAUCCAAUGCAGAGAAUGCCAAGGUCUUCAGGGAAUGUGGAGGGGCACGCUGUGCUCAUAAUAUGAUUCCUUAUUCUAAGUCACGAACAGAUGCACUGAGGAUCAUCCAUGAACUUAUACUGAAUGGAGGAAGUGAUGAUUUGGGCACGCUGUUGGGUUUAAUGCAUUCCACUCCUCAUUCAGAAGUGCAGCUCAAAAUAGAAGUCCUAAAUGCAUUGCUCAAAGUGUUUGAGCUUGACCCAAGAACAAGAGCAGUGUUUCGAGAAGUGGGUGGAUUUGUUUAUGUCAUGUCAGUACCACUCAACAUGGARGGUAGCCUGAAAACACCUGCAGCAACCCCCUGGGAUAAAGUUGACCAAGAAGAAGUACUGACUCUCCUGAGAACAGUGUUCCAUGUUUUGACAGCAGCCAUGCAGGAUGAACCUGCCAACAAGAACUUCUUCAUGGAUGAGGUUCGAUUUCGGGGUCUAGCAGAUACUAUUCGGCUUCUCGGCUGCUUCUCAUUCUCAGACUUAGAAAUGCRUCCUUACACAGGCGAAGUCAAACCAUAUCUCCGAGGGUUCAAGAAAAUGUUAUCCAUGAGCUCCAACCACCUCCCCCUCUCACCAACCCCAAGUACAGACUCUACACGGUCAUCUAUCAACCAAGAUGGACCCUCUGAACCAGAUCUGAGCCCCACAUCACUACUAUAUGCAGCCAACGAGAUGUUUAAGAACCUCUUUGAGAUGGCAACGGACUCGUUUGGUUUAAUGGCUGGAAACUAUGGACCUACUGAUAUGAUGAAUGGUCAGUCUGUCUCUCAUUAUGGGUCUYCUGUGUUAUCUGUGUAUCAUCCUGGGGCUAUAACUGCUGUAGUUGAUCUACUCCCCGCUGUCUGCGAAUUACAAGACAACCAAAUCGUAUCUAACAAUGAGGAUUGCCUUGAGUUACAGAUGUACUGGCUGAGUAAACUGCAACAACUUCUACGUUCAGAACACAAUCAACAAGUAAUGUGCGAUGUAGGAUUACCCCAGCAGUUACUGCAGAGGUGYGAAGCAGCCUUUGUGGAUGAAGAUCACCCUYUCAAUGCUCCAUUACAGCGAAUGUUUGAAAGAUUAGCAUCUCAGGGAUUGUCAGCUACAGUAUUAAGGGACUUUCUUCGUCUUGGAGACCCACUCCUUUGCAAACCACUAAAGCCACCAGAAGAGGAACCAAGCCUGACACAGGAAUCCAAGCCAGAUGGUUCAGAACUUGUGCAAGAAAACGCAGUUGUUGAAAAUAAGGCUACACAAGAAAAUGAAAGUACGGUCUUGGAACAAAUGGACCAAGCAACUCCAAAUGGAAUCAGAAAACUGUCUGAUGUYAUAACUAGAAAAAUAUCUGACUCUUCUAGUAGGGGGMGGGUUGAUUCAAGAUCCGAGAGGGGUACCCUGGAUAAUCGCUGCAGCAAUUUAUCUUUUCAUGACGUCAUGAUGAGUAUGAUCCAGCCCAGCCCCGACUCAAGCUUCGGCGAAGAAUCGGAUUCCGACGACGAAGAUCGUGGCUUUGAGAUGCUGGGCGAUUCUGUUGAAGAAACAACGGACGACAAAUCUAAAGACGACUCCAAAGAUUCUAUUACCGAAGCGUCACCUGGAAUAGACGGACAGACAGACAGCAAUACAUCUCCAGAGGAGGAAGUUCAACCAAAACGACCACCAAGACCUAAACGAGAUCAGCUUCACCACAGACACAAUCUAUUUGAUGAGAAUACAAUGUAYGGACAGACAAUGCCCGUUACCCCUGGACACAGCGGGGCUACUACGGUAGUCGAUGGGGUCGAUAUAGAUACAGUAGGUGAGAAUCAACAACAAGUAUCUAGUAUUGAUCAGGGAGAUGAUUUGGUGAUUGUCGAUGUGACGGGGGAUAGUGGGCAGACCAGUACACCUCUUAUCGACGUACCCCAACACGAGGAAAAUCUGCACUCUGACAAUGCUUGGAAUCCAGAGUUAUCCGAAAGCAUUGAUGACUCGCAGACGUUAGGUAAAGAAUUGCUUCCCGGGUCCAASAAUUCAUCUCGRAGAACCUCUCAGAGCAGCAUAAACUCGUUUGAUAGCAACACAGACGUGAAAACUGAGUCACAGCACAAAGCAGCCGAGAUGAGCGURGAGGACAUCACUCAACAGCUCAGYCUUCACUGCGCRCAGGARCCUGACCUCCAGCCCAUACCCGACGAGACGUCAAGGGAACGCAGCACUAGUGAGUGCCACGAUACUGAGCUUGAGGUGGAGGAAGAACCAGUCUUUCCAGAAAAUAAGCCUGUACCAUUAACACGUGUCAAGUGUCUUGUUUCCAUGACAACACCGCGUGAUGCACGUGCCCAUGGUGUGUCUUAYUGUCCAUCGUUUGUGGAGUUUGAUAUGGGUGUGGAUGGGUUUGGCUGUUUGUUUAUGCCUGCUGUGGCACCACAGGCAUUCCCAGGUUUUUCUACUGUUAAUUCUGUGGUCGGYAACACCGUAGUUGCAGUAGGCGCAGUACCAGGCAUUGGUACGGGAGAGCGUCUAUUCCCUCCUCAAGCAGGACUCACCUUUACAACCUGGAUAUGCGUGGAUCGGUUCAGUAAUGCYRCAGAAGAUCCCCACCCUGUUCGUCUGUUAACCAUUGCCAGGCAGUUCCGCAGCUCAGACGGAAAGGUUCAGAACUCUCCUUGUUUGACGCUCAGUAUUUCUGCCUUGGAUAAGACACUCGUGGUACGCACAGAAGAGAGCGCCAUCGAUGACGAUGAAGGAACUAGUGACCAGCCACGACGAGAAAAAGACAAGACCGAGGCCAGGUUCCUAAGUGAUUUGCUGUUAGAGGAAGGGCGUUGGCAUCACGUGGUGGUGGUCCUUAAUAAAGCUUUGAUUCGGAACAGCACUUCUACCUUGUUUGUYGAUGGACAACAUGUGGCCACAUCUAGAUUAAAGUACAUGCAAGCUGGAAUAGUGAACCCUGACCCAACAACAGCAGCAGCAACACCAUACAUAGUAGCCUACAUAGGGACGCCCUCGACACACCGAAGAUGCUCCAGAUUGCUAUGGAAACUGGGCCCUACACAUCUCCUAGAGGAACCAUUAUCGUCUGGUACUGCUAUGAAGAUGUUCAUGCURGGACCAAACUAUGUCGGGAGUUUUCAGUCACCUUGUCUCGAGGGCGAAUCRGCGUACGCCAUGGAAAACGUUGAGCCUUUAGUAUCAGAAGAUAAAGUGAUGUUUGGUGUACAUGCGCAUGCCAAGUCUCAGCUUUCAAUGUCAAAGAUCAGGAGACAUUUUAGAAAAGUCGACACACGUGCAAUAGCAAGAGAGCUUGGACUAUCCACUCAUGACAACACAACGCCCGUACGACUCAUCCACAACACCGCAGCCCACCUACAGGGCCCUUCACGUACCAUAGGAGCAGUAAUGAUAGGGUGCUCUGGUCUAAGGACCUUCUGUCCUAACCCUGUCACYAAGCUGAUCGAGUGYAUAGGKGGCGUAUCUUGUCUAUUGGGCAUUGUUGCYAUGGCAACCGAUGUGGAGGCCCUGUAUGCGUCAGUGAAGGCACUGAGUUGUGUGUUGAGAAGUAAUCCYUCUGCUAGACGAGAUAUGGAAAGAACAAGGAGUUAUCAGAUCCUCGCUCUCUUACUGCGCAAGAAGAAACACCUUCUCAAUACUCAUAUUCUACACCUGACGUUCGCUUUGGUUGGUACAGUGGACAGUGACAGAGAAUCGUCUAUCAUACCUAACAUAGUAGCAUUCAGAGAACUACUCUGUGAUCUUGAGGUUUGGCAUGACGCACCAGGUGACUUGGAGAGRUCUCUCUACUCACACUUCUUAGAACUUCUAGGACCUGGAAAUGAAUCCCAGGCAAACGCGGAACUCAUGCAACGGCUAGGGCUGGUUCCUAAGCUCUUGUUCGUACUCCAGGACGAGAAUGUUACUGACUCCACAGCGAACACGAUUGCUAGUGUAUUGUCAGUAUUGCUAAGUAAUGUCAACGAAGAAAGAAAUUUACUAAGGUUUGGUCAGUUUCUAGUGUCAACAGUCUCCAGUCACUACAUCGAUGAGAAUGAAGUGAACCUUGACGGUGAUAACGUCACUGAAAGCAGCGGCAAUGAAGAGGUUGAAAACAAUAAAGAAGGUCUCACACCCAAGCGAAUAAGACUAAGAAAUGUCCUAUUGGAGGUGGUGCUGUGUCUAAUAUAUGGCGAGGGUGGAUCACUGGACCAUAGGUUCUCAGAUGCACUCCAACAAACGCUGGGUUUUGAUUGGCUGCUUCUCUUCCUUCACCCUCACAUCCACAAGACAACUGUAGUGCGUGCUACACGCAUCCUGGUCACCAUUCUGGGCAGCCAGGCRGCUCUGGAGAGGUUCAAAGAAGGWGUCAAUAAYGGUGGAUGGUURGCAGGAACUGAGAUGAUAUUGAACAAGAACACUUAUGUCGUUGCAGGGUUCAACGUUGGGGCCGUUUCYGAGGGCACAGAGAAGUACGAAGUAUGCAAAGACGUAUGCAACGUCCCUGGAUUUGCAAUGUUAUCAAGUCUUCUUCCCAGACAUGUUGAUAUUCCUGAGAUAUACCAUCUUAUCAUUGCCCUACUGCUUGGUCACCCUGUUUCUGAUGUAUAUGCAGGAGCACUGUUUGACUGGCAUAACCUGUAUUCAGUAUUUUGGUCAUCAACGAGUACUGGCGUAAAGACUUCGCCACCUAGCCCACGUGACCCUGCUGCCUACAUUAUAUACUGCGCCGAAGCUGCGACUGUACUAUUGUCAAUGGCCAGAAGCAUGGUCAAUGAGGCAUGGGAAAAUACUGAAGAAGGUUCCUGGCUUCGUGAGUAUCCAGUUACGCUGAUCCAGUUCUUGGUGUUUCUGUAUCGUAAUGUAACACAAUUCACUCAAGUCUGCACUGGACAAGAAUUCAUCGAAAACCUGGUCGCUGUGUUGUUUCCGAAGCGCAGAAGACUUGCCGCCAAGUCACAAGAGAUAACGUCGGACAGUGAAGGAGARGGAGAGAUUUCUUCAGAGCUUGUGUUCAGCGAAGAAAAGACCCAACUGAUAACACACCCUGCUAGGAAGUGUAUACUAGAGUUUCUACGGGUCAUYAUGACAGAUAACUUGACGUGCACCACAUCAAACAAAAGCCUUGGAGUGAUUGAUAUAAUACUUGAGUCCUACCCACCCUCAUGUAUGCAGCCACAACAAGCAGAGUACCAAACAGAAGUCGUGUCAGCUCAAAUGGAUUACUUCUUAGGAGGAAAUCUGCUGGCAAAUCCAUCUGCGGGCCAUGGUAACCAUGCCAAGAUCGUUGCAAAUGCAUUCACCUUUGCUUCUAAAGUUGUCGACAAACUAUGGAUAGGUAAUUUUAGACUGAGCUACAAAGUGGUCUUUAACUUCAUUACGAGUAUUAUGGAGGCUGUUAAAGGUCAGUCAGUGUCCAUGGAUGGUAUAUAUCAUUCACUUAACAGAACCGUACUCUAUCAGCUGUCACGACCAUUAGCAAGACUCACGGAUCAAACAAGUCUUCUGGAGUUCCUUCACAUAUUGACCACCAAUCAUAAAGUUGUUUUUGCACCUGGUAAUAAUGAAGCUGAGUUCAUCGCUGGUGUCUGCCACUGGCUGCUYGUGAUGGGUACRCAGAGGAGAACCAAUACUGAGAGUGUUCCCAGUACUAGUACACCCAUCAAGGAGAUGGACAGUCUUGUAUUUCCACCAGCCUUCAGUGUGGAGAAGGCCGAUGAGGCGGAAGAGCACGAUACUUUUAACGAAACAGCAGAUGAAGAAUCAAGCUGUUCCCGCCUGCUAGCUGCAGCAGCUGAGAGGGUUUGGGAUAUAUUCUUGCUCAAUAAACGAGACGCCAUCGAUGAAACUUUCAAGAUCGAGCUUCCCAAACCAAGCUUUACAUCAUACAGCMCACGUGAAUACAUGGAUUACAUGCCAAUGGGAAGUGGAUCAAACCUCAAUCUGGAYCUAAAGUCAGUCAGGCCUCUUAUAGGAGACCUUGCUAUGAAGGCUUGGGUUAACUUCGUGACCUCUGAAGAGAAACACAAGGCCGAAGCUCUUGGACAACAGAAACCAAAGCGUCGCACGGUACCUCGUCUAACAGCAAGAAGAGCCAAAAAGGAUACCCGUGACGUCAACAGUUUGACCAAAAACUCGUUUCUAUGGACACCGAAACACAUUAAAGUCGUGAAGGACUGGGUACGACUACAGCAGAAAAACCAUCAACAGAACUAUCAGCUUAUCUCCAAAUCCAUAGCAGAGGAAUGGACUCUAAUUGAAAGAGAUCUGACCAGAGAACGAGGACUGUGGGGUCCCCCUGAUAGUUCGACUUUGGACAAAUGGACUCUUGACCUUGUCGAAGGUCCACACCGGAUGUUGAAGAAAAUGUGUCGCAAUGAGCAGUUCUAUGUGAAUUACCCCUACGACUACAGAUCAGGAAACUUAAAGAAACAAACCAGAUACAAGAAGGCCAUGAGUUUUGACAGCAAGACGUACUAUAUGUUAAGAGGACCAGCAUUGCCUGGGGUUGGACCAAUAGAAGCUCUUCUCAAAAACCAAGUGACAGAUAAAUACAACAAGGAACUCCCUCCCCGAUCUCUGUCGACUGAACAAAGCUACGUCACUGAGACCAACGAGGGAUCUGAGGUCGAUAAUCAGACGAUAGUAAAGCUGUUGGAAGCAGGCGAAAAGAUUCGGUCCAUGUAUCGAUGUGCUAGAGUACAGGGSYUAGAUACCGCUGAAGGUCURUUCCUAUUUGGUCAGAUGCAUUUCUAUGUCGUUGAUGGUGUCACUCUUCUGUCUACUAAAGAAAUCAAAGACAUCGACUCACUYCCUCCAGGGACGCAUGAUCCAAUCAUUCCUCGUAGUUCUCAUGACAUCACAAAGGCAUGCACCUUGCUACAGCUCCUACUCUUCUUGUCAAUGCUGAAGAUUCAAUAUCCGGCAUGAAACGAGAUACAGACGUCGAGACAGGUGUUGGUAUCAUCAAUACUUUGAUGGGCGAGCGAUCUGUCACGCAGCGAUGGGAGCGUGGCGAGAUCACCAACUUCCAGUACCUAAUGCAUCUUAAUACACUGGCAGGACGUUCCUAUAACGACCUUAUGCAGUACCCCGUGUUUCCAUGGAUACUCGCCGACUAUAACUCAGAGGUGAGACACCUCCCUAUCAUUACGGCACCCAUUACUCAUCAGCUAUGAUCGUGGCUUCAUACCUCAUUAGAAUGGAACCGUUCAGUCAACACUUCCUCAGGUUACAGGGUGGCCAUUUUGAUCUGCCAGAUCGUCUCUUUCACUCUAUCAAGGACAGUUGGUUAUCAGCAUCAGAGACUAACAUCCAUGAUGUCAAGGAACUCAUCCCUGAGUUCUUCUAUUUGCCCGAGUUUCUUACCAACCACAACAACUUUGAUCUAGACGAAGCUGAACUGAAGAGCCCUAAACCCAAGAAGUCGGUAACCGGAAAUUCUCUUCCAAGAAAAGAUACCAUCCCAGAAGAACCGUCUGAAAAAGCACAGGAAAUCCAAACAGUGGAUUCCAAAACUCCCAAUCCCGAUCCAGAUCCAAUUCCUGAUAUUCCUAAASAGACUCCGCCCAUUGAGGAAAAUAAAAGCCAGGACGAGCAGCCUCAGAGUGACAAGGAAAGUGAUCCUUCAAAAGAAAUUGAAGACAUUGGUAUUGUCCCAACCCCUGAAGGGGGAGAAGAGCGCGAAAAUAUGGUUAGGGCUUCAAAGUUGUCUCAAACGAGUCAAGACUCAAGCACUUUGGAUGAGGAAUACGUAAUUAUCGAGAAUGAGAAGCAAAACCAGAAAGAGGCAAAACCAAAGCCAGUUUGGCGGCGUCGCCUGACAUUACGUCACAAGCUAACCAUGCAUACGUCAUUUGUAAGGGACGAUAACAUGGCUCCUGCCRCUGUCACAGCUCUCUUGAUAUCCAAAGACCAUCGUAGGUUAUUUGUUGGUGAUGGCAGAGGUCGAAUAUACAGCUGGUCUGUUACUGAUGCCGCUGGACGCAUGCCAGCAGAUCAUUGGAUAAAAGAUGAAGGUGCCGAAUCUUGUACUCAAUGUCACGUACGAUUCACAUUCGCUGAGAGAAGACAUCAUUGUAGAGACUGUGGAAAACUCUUCUGUGCCAAAUGUAGCAAGUACGAGUCAUCGAUUCAACGUCUACGAAUAUACAAACCAGUACGAGUUUGUAAACCGUGCUACGACAAGCUGAGAAAAGAACAGGCCAGGGGAACAUUAUAACGAGACAGCUCUGCAAAAUCCUUGAYAUCGUUUUUCUCUUGAAGGCACAUAGCUGGAUUGCCUUUCCUUUUCUCUCACAACUAGCAAUCCCCCAUGAUUUCGAUUCCCUUUCUUUCUACGAGACGUCCAUAUAGACCUUUAUCGAAUUCGCUUGAUUCGAAACAAUUACUCCAAGUCGAGGUUGCACUUGAUAAAACAUAGUAAAUAUUUGAACACAUGAAGGCCAACCUCGUCUUGGAGCUAUUGUUUCGUAAAAAAGGCGAACCAAACAUUGGGUUUGGUGCACUCUCGGCCCAAUGUAUUCGAGAGCAGUUACCUUCAUCUACUCUACUGUUUUCUUCUUUUUUCUUGGGGUCAUUUCGAGGGAAAUACUAAUAUAAUUGUAGGCCAGAGGUGUCUGCUAAACUAAUUUUAAAUUUACCAUACUCCUGCAGACAUAUACUAAAAAAUAGAUAGUGGUCUUUGGGAUGGUAAAAACGGGAAAUUAAAAACAAAACAAAAAAACGCAUUGAGCUUGCUAGUGUGGCAAGUUAUUCUCACACUGUACGGUGGGUGUGAACGCUAUUGAAUUUUUGUAAAUAUAUCACGUGUCUGACAAACAGGGUAAAGUGCAUAAUACUUGUUGGUAAAUGCAACAGUGGGAAUUCACAACCUUCAAGGUCAUGACCUCAAUUGAAACAAAGUUAACUAGUGUAUUCGGUAUUACAUUCGCAUACUCUUCUCUGGAGUUGAGCUCAAAAAAAUUUGGAGCAAAGCUCUAAAUCUCGACUGAUUUCCUGGCCUUUAGGUCAAUUAAUUUUAAAAUGYCCACGUCUUAGUAUAAUUAGUAGUAUAAUUAGUGUAAUAUGAACUGGGUUGAAAUUUAUUUUUCAUUACUUUACUUGUGAUAUUCGGCUCCCUAUAGGUAAUAUUCUAGGUGAUAUUUUACCUCGGUGGUCCCAUAACUAAUCCUGCAGUACACCAUUAAUGUGACUGAUGGUAUCAAUGAUUUUUUAUGGCUAAAUUUCAUCUCACCUUAGUGGUCCUAUAACUAAUAAUGCGGUACACCAUUAACUUCAAUAGUAUUAAUGAAAUUUCAUCACUAAGUUUGCUGCUAAUUUAUUACAUUUAAAGAAUAUAGAUCAUAUUAUGUAUCUAAUAAUGCUAUCGUUAUCUAACACAUUUCUUCAAUUUUUGUACAGYAUAAAAAAGUAAGAUUUUGAAUUUUCUUAUUUUUAUUCCAAAAUGCGUUGUACGGAUUGUUCGACGAUCAUUUGUGGGUAUCAAAUGAUGAAAACAAGGAAUARUGUUCAAAUAAAAGCUAUUCAGUAAAAUGUUA